Messenger RNA from Chelmon rostratus (copperband butterflyfish), 1912 nucleotides. It is a transcript of the gene agpat9l, whose product is annotated as 1-acylglycerol-3-phosphate O-acyltransferase 9, like. Gene Ontology annotation, cellular component: endoplasmic reticulum. The record is from RefSeq and is a predicted model, not a curated record. Gene Ontology annotation, molecular function: glycerol-3-phosphate O-acyltransferase activity. NCBI's taxonomy places the organism in Eukaryota, Metazoa, Chordata, Actinopteri, Chaetodontiformes, Chaetodontidae. The transcript has 14 exons. Gene Ontology annotation, biological process: triglyceride biosynthetic process. Bases 174 to 1514 code for a protein of 446 amino acids.
AGUCUCGGAGUGAAAAGAGUAGAGGAGCCCCGUCAUAGUUUGGCUAUUCAUGGACUUGUUUAUGUUGGCAGGAACAGAUGAGAUACUCCGUCAGUGUCUCUGUGUGCCCUCUCGGACUGCACUGCAUCUGAGCCACAGGGCUUCUCGAGCACACCUCAGGGAAUAAGGCAGAGAUGGAGGAUUUCUGGGCAGGGGCCCUCUGGGCGCUGAAGAUCUGGCUGUACCUCAUUAUCAGCUUCAUCAUGAUCCCAGCCAUGUUUGGCUUCUCGCUGGGCAUCUCUGAGACCUACAUGACCAUCCUGGUCAAAACCUUAGAGUGGGCCACUCUGAAGAUGCAGAAGGUAUGCACAGAUGAGCGAACACUCAAAGCCUCUGCAUCUAAUGGUCUCAUCCAGAGGGAAGAUGGCUCUAUGGAGAAAGAGCUGGAGGAACUCAGACGCAGUCGCCCCAAACCACCAGUCGGCGGCGAUUUUACACUUAGUGACUGUUUCUAUUUCACCCGACGAGGAAUUGAGAACAUUGUGGAGGAUGAGGUGACGCAGCGAUUCAGUUCAGAGGAGCUGGUGUCCUGGAAUUUGCUGACCCGCACCAACAAUGAUUUCCAGUACAUCAGUCUGAAGCUGACGCUGGUCUACGGCCUCGGUAUCUUUGUGAGAUACUGCAUCCUUGCCCCUCUCAGGAUAACACUGGCCUGCAUUGGCCUCACCUGGUUGGUCAUAGGAACAUCUGCAGUUGGAUUACUUCCAAACUGGAGGAUUAAGUUCUGGCUCAGUGAGUGGGUCCAUGUGAUGUGCUACAGGAUCUGUGCUCGAGGGCUCUCCGCCACCAUCCGCUAUCACAACAGGGAAAAUAAACCCAAAAAAGGAGGAAUCUGUGUCGCCAAUCACACCUCUCCCAUCGACAUUGUGAUUCUCUGCAAUGACGGAUGUUACGCUAUGGUGGGUCAGGUACAUGGAGGUUUGAUGGGAGUCCUCCAGAAAGCCAUGGUGAGGUCCUGUCCUCAUGUCUGGUUUGAGAGAGCAGAGAUGAAAGAUCGCCACCUAGUGACCAAAAGGUUGAAGGAUCAUGUGAAUGACAAGACAAAGCUUCCCAUAUUGAUAUUUCCAGAGGGAACCUGCAUCAACAACACAUCUGUCAUGAUGUUUAAGAAGGGAAGUUUUGAAAUUGGAGCAACAAUAUACCCGGUAGCCAUGAAGUACGACCCAAAAUUUGGAGACGCUUUCUGGAACAGCUCCAAGUACAGCAUGGUCAGCUACCUGCUGAGGAUGAUGACCAGCUGGGCCCUCGUCUGUAAUGUCUGGUACCUGCCAGCCAUGCACCAGCGGGAGGGGGAAGAUGCAGUCCAGUUUGCAAACAGAGUGAAGUCGGCCAUCGCUCACCAGGGAGGGCUUUUAGAUCUACAGUGGGAUGGAGGCCUGAAGAGAGCAAAGGUGAAGGAGUCGUUGAAAGAGCAGCAACAGAAGCAGUACAGCAGCAUGGUGGUGGGAGACGACAGCAGCAGCAACAGCGACUGAGGUCCCGGACCGGUGCUUUGUAUAAAUCUCCGUUUUUGGAGACUUUACACUGGAUACAGGCCCCUUUCCUCUACUGUGUCCCCAUUAGACGAACCUGACAGGGAGUGCUGCCAAGUGGACUUAAACACACUGAAACCUUAGGUAGAGCUAAAAGGAGGAGAGUCUCAGUGAUUAGCAGAACACACAAGUGCAAUAUUGAACUUAAUGAGAAGCUGAGCUCUCUGUUUUUACUGCUGCUGAAGAUAACGUAGCUGCUGCUGUGAUCGUGAGAAAAUGCUCUUAAUGAAAUGUGAUCGCAGACAAGCCACUGGAUCCGUGAACGUCUCGACUCUCAGUCACUUGACUCAUUCAUGUGCCGUUCAUUGCAUUUUGUUUUUUUAAAUAAAUGUUGUUUACAA